AUAACCUUAGAAAUAUUAUUCUGAAAAAACUUUCAGUUGUCGACAGAAGGGAAGUUAGCCUGACAAAAUGGAAAAGAAAUAUAGUGAAAAAAAGUGGCUUCCAGGAGUGACCCACCUGUUUUUAUCGCUCUGUUCUGAGAAGGAUGAACUGUUUUGGACCGACAGAACCCAUCCAGCCUGGGAGGAAAUAGUCACAGAAUUAAAAGACCAGGGCGUGGUGGAUGUGGAUGCCACGAAGCUGUAUCGAAAAUUCGGGAACUUGAAGAAAACCUAUCUUCGAAUUAGGAAGAAGCAAUUAAGUGAUCCAGAUUCAUGUCAGCCAAAAUGGCGUUUCUAUAAUCAGAUGGCAGCCAUUAUAAAAAAGGAUCAAUGGGAACUGCCAGAAAAGCAACAAUCCAGCAUGGAGGAAAUAUCAAUAAGGUCAUGCGAGGAUGCCAUGGACCACUUGCACGCACUCCAGGAAUACGCCAUGUUCCGGGAUAAUUACCGCGCCAUUGGACUUCUAAUGCAGGCAGAAUACGCUUUUAAGCACCCGCCAGACAAUAAGGACUUUGAACUAUGAUGGGAUGACUGGAAUGUGAAAUAAAAUUUGUUCUUACCUUUUAAUUUUAUUUAAUACAUAUGUUAUUAAUUUAUAAAGCAUAGAAAUAUGUGUUUUCCAAGUAUAUUUUAUUCCAAAUCAAAAUCGAUGCAUUACAGUACAUUAGUGUGACCAAAUGGCAAACAUUUUUAAAAUUUAACGGUUUAUUAUUUUUAAUUGUGGUGAUUAUACUUCCAAAUGGUUGAUAUUUACAAUAUUUAAAUCUCAUUUUAGAAUUCAUUGGAAUAUAUAUAUGUAUGUAUUUAUAGGUAUAUUUUUAACCGAUUUGUGAUUGCGAUCGGUUUGCGGGUGUUGGCCACAUCACACCCGUAACAGUAAAGUUGUCGCAUGCGCAGUGCACCCCUCUCUGCACCAACACUCUCGCACGCGUAUGUGUGAUUUUUGUUCUCACGGAAAAAAAAGCAAUUGCCACCCUCUCUCCGGUUAGCUGCCUUGGUGCCCACGUUGCGCAUGCUACUCGCAAGAGAGCACCACUGGUCGAGAGAUAAGCGGCGGGGCAGCUAUUUUUGUAUUUGCCAUCGACUAGUCCACAUCAGAAUCUGAAAACUAAAUUAAAUCGCACGCAUCGGCUGUUGGAAAAUUGCAAUCAGCACGGUGCUGCUAAACAGCAACGGAACGGAAUCAAAGGCUACUGAACGAACACAACGGAAGGGCAAACAAAACGAUAAAACGACGCUCAAAUGA
Drosophila ananassae is the source of this 1285-nucleotide messenger RNA. RefSeq lists its product as uncharacterized. The record is from RefSeq and is a predicted model, not a curated record. Lineage: Eukaryota; Metazoa; Arthropoda; Insecta; Diptera; Drosophilidae. The coding region runs from base 68 to 562 and encodes 164 amino acids. The transcript has 2 exons.